Messenger RNA from Sceloporus undulatus (fence lizard), 3344 nucleotides. RefSeq names its product receptor interacting serine/threonine kinase 3 (gene RIPK3). Gene Ontology annotation, biological process: protein phosphorylation. The record is from RefSeq and is a predicted model, not a curated record. The transcript is spliced from 14 exons. Bases 509 to 2086 code for a protein of 525 amino acids. Lineage: Eukaryota; Metazoa; Chordata; Lepidosauria; Squamata; Phrynosomatidae. Gene Ontology annotation, molecular function: JUN kinase kinase kinase activity; ATP binding.
UUUGGCACAGGGUGGGAGAUUUAGCCCCGUCAAAAGUAGUAUUUCCAAGCUCAGCGAUAGAGUGUUGCAGAGAAAGUUAUGGCUCUCAAUCAAUCUAAUUGAGGAUGGGUCACUGCAGGUUGGAGUUGAAGGCAUUUAACUGGCUCAAAGCUUUGUGGAAAGAAUAUGUGCUCAGCCUUAUCUUCUACAACUGGCUGGGAAGAGAGGAAACCAUUAAAAAAAUGCAAAGAGGUUGUGAAAGAGAAACCAAGCCAUGGGAGGAAACUCCUGGCAGUGUUGGAGGGUGUUUCAGCAGGAAGAGAAGCGGAAUUUGAGAAAAAGACAGCCAUGCUCUCCCAGGCCUGAAGUCAAAACUCUGGUGCCCUGAAAAGAAGACUGCGAGAGAGAGAAAAAGAGAGGUCUGAAAAACUCCUGUUGCUUUCUCCCCACUGAAAGAGAAUACUGACAGGUUUCAGCAUGAUUUAAAACUGAGACACCCCUCACUGCUGGCAGAGGGCUAUUUGGAAAGAUGGCAGCUCCCAAUAAGUUCUAUGAGGAGAUCAGCUGCGAGCGCAUGAAGGACUUCUACUUCAUCGGUCGAGGGGCCUUCGGUGACAUCUACCGGGCUCGGCACCAAGACUGGGGGAUUGAUGUGGCAGUAAAGAUUCUUAGCCGCAGCACUUGCUUCACUCGAGAGGAACUUCUGAACGAAGCUCGGGCCAUGGAUGAAGCACGUUUCCUCUACGUUCUGCGUCUCUUUGGCCUCUUUGUAGACAAACUGCAGCCAGAUGGUCCUAGUCUAGGCCUUGUGAUGGAAUACAUGGAAAACGGUAGCCUAUCAACCCUAAUGGGCCAAGUCAGCUCUAUACCCUGGCCCCUCCGGUUUCGCAUCCUCUAUGAAGUGGCACUGGGAAUGAAUUUCCUGCACAGCCUCAGCCCUCCGUUAUUACAUCUCGACCUCAAACUGAGCAACAUCUUACUGGAUGCAGAUCUGCAUGCCAAGGUGGCUGAUUUUGGACUAUCCAAGUUCAAACGUGGAACAACUCAGCGUGCCAGUCAAGCCUCUGGGGAAAAAGAUGGAUAUGGUGGGACAUUGGAAUACCUGCCACCUGAGGCUUUUGCUGAUCUCAACUAUAGGCCAACACCUGGUACAGAUGUGUACAGUUAUGGGAUCCUCAUGUGGUCAUUGUUAUCAGGCCAAGAACCUUAUUCAAAUCUCCCACCCAGCAAUAUGAGUUCUCUCAUCAGUAGGCUCAUUCCUCAAGGCCAAAGGCCAAGUACAGAAGAUCUGGAGAAGACAGAUAAUGUGCCAAAGCUGGAUGAUGGGAUCAGGCUCAUGAAACGGUGCUGGCAUAAUGAAAAACUCCAAAGGCCUUCCUUUCGAGAUUGCAGCCAUGAAAUGGAGAGUGUAUUUUCCUAUCAUCGAGAGCAGAUAAACACUGCUGUCCGCAAAGUUCAAGAUAUUUUGGUGCAGAGGAAGAGUUCUCCUUUAAAGGAAAACUCAUCCCCCUCAUAUACAACCUUCAAGAGAGCCAGUGCAGCUCCUCCGAGAUUGGAGAAGGUAGAAAACCAGCAAAUGGUCACCGCAUCCUCUGAAUUAGAAGACCGUUUCAAAACUUGGCGGUUUGAAGACUCUCCAUCCAAACAAAAUGAGGCUGUGCCCCCAGAGUUUUUUCCCAAAACAAACGUUCAAGAGAAAUCUUCACCACCAAUUACUCUUCAGCGUAGUCAAAGUGCAUACAUCGAAAACGGAACCGAGAAGGCAUGUAAUGAAGAGUUUCAGCAGUCAGAGGUGAAAAUCCGGAAUCGGCUUAAGCCCACAGAUGGCAAACCACGUCGUCCCUAUUCAGACACUUACGUCUUUCCACCAUUCCCGCACUAUCCCCCUGGAUACCUGCCCUAUCCACAGUAUUUCUAUGGGCCUCACCACCAAAGGGAUUUUGGCUUGACAGCCCCGGAUCACUCCCUCCUGCCACAGUUCGGCCAUAGGGCUUCACGUGGUGGCAUCCAUAUCCAUGGACAUGACAUCUCAGGAGUCCAAUUUGGAGACAAUAAUUAUAUGCAUGUUGUACAGACUGUUGAGAAGAAACCUGGGAAAAAGCAAUAACCAACAUCUGCAGAGUGUGGAUGGAUUUUCUUUUUUUAAUGGACAAUUCCCUUUCUUUGGCUUGGGUGGACAUUUGGUCCAAAUACAAAUGUUUUGGACUUCAUCUCCUAGAAGCCUUGGCCAUCAUGGUCAAAGGUCAGGGAAACUAGGAGCUGCGAGUGGACAUGCAGAAGCAUUCCAAAGCUUUGCAUUAAUUAAAUAUGUCCAUGUACCUAUGUAUUUGAGACUGAUAUGCACAGAAGGGUCUCUUUUUAAGAAUCCAGGCAUCUGAAUAACGUUAACAUGGCUUUCUGAUACAUAACCAGCUGAAUGGAUCAUAAGUAAUGCCCCACUGGCCAUUGAUCAAGUGAUGCCCUAGGAAGCAAGAAUGUGUGGCAAAUGUAUGGUGGGUUUCAGUCCAUACAUUAAAAAACUGCUAUCCACAGGGCACAAAUUUUACCCCCCUUAAAAAACAUAAAAUUCAGAACCUUAGAUAGCUCCUUUUCAAAUACAUACUUAAAUCCCACACAGAUUCGCUGAAACGGAAAAUACAGGCUGCGCACUGCUUCUGUGUAAACAAGAAAGGAAAGAUGGGACCUUUACCUGCUGGUUAACAUCAUUAACCCACAUAGCAUGCAGUUUCACCUUCAACUGCCUGCCAAAUGAAGUGUGAACCUGUGGAGUGCGCAUGAAGUAUUGGUAGGUAUAAGAGGGCUUGUACCUGGCUGCUGUCAUAUCCCCUCCAGGGGUCUUAGGUUGGACCCUGUGAGCAAAAGGCUCUGUUCAUAGGAGGGACAUCUGGCUAGUUUUCUGGAACUCGCACACACAUCAAUGUUCACCUUAUUUGGUAAAGUUCCUCAAAUUUCUGUGUAACAUUGAAGGAGGCUGGAGGGGAGCAUGGAAAUGAUGGUGCCAGGGGAUGUCCACUCCUUUGUCAGGAGAGCCCUAUAACAGUUCUCAGAUUUCAUGCCUCCUCUUCUCUGGUUCUCAGGGUGAGAUUGAGGUGCUACCUUGGAAAAUGUGAAGAAUAUACAUAUGUGUGUGUGUUGUGUGCCUUCAAGUCAUUUCUGACUUAUGGUGAUCUUGCUACGAAAUCUUGCUACAAAACUCCCAUGAUAAAUUCUCCUUAGAGUCAAAAGAGAACCUAUCAUUGGUGGUUUUGUAGCAAGAUUUGUUCAGAGGAGGUUUACCAUUGCCUUCCUCUGAAGCUGAGAGCAUGUGACUUGCCCAAGGCUAACUAGUGGGUUUCAUGACUGAGCUGAGAAUUGAAUCCAUGGUG